Messenger RNA from Hordeum vulgare subsp. vulgare (domesticated barley), 3434 nucleotides. Its product is annotated as U-box domain-containing protein 5. Gene Ontology annotation, cellular component: nucleus; cytoplasm. The transcript has 6 exons. Bases 735 to 3104 code for a protein of 789 amino acids. Gene Ontology annotation, molecular function: ubiquitin-protein transferase activity. Gene Ontology annotation, biological process: protein ubiquitination. The record is from RefSeq and is a predicted model, not a curated record. NCBI's taxonomy places the organism in Eukaryota, Viridiplantae, Streptophyta, Magnoliopsida, Poales, Poaceae.
UCGUCCCCCUUCCAAGUUGAUUCCAUCUUGUUAUGCCCCUAUGCUGCCGAUGCUCCAUUGAAUCCCCCCGUGUGCAUCCUCUCUUGUUGAUGAUCCGGAGGGAUUUGGUGCCGUUUCCAUGAUCGAUAAUCACCUUUUGAUUGAGUUGCUAAAUCGUCGGCUGGACCUGCCCUCUUCUUCCAUCCCUGGGAACAAAACGCCAAUCUUUUUCUAUGAUGAUUUUUCUGGCCCGCGCCGUUUAGGUCUUUCUGCCCAAAGGGGCUGAUUUUUUAUGUUUCUCUUCCCCUUCCAGUGCUUUCCGCUUUUGUGCUAAUGGCCGGGGUGGUUGGGGUCCAUUCAUGCCUCAUGCGGGUUGGGUUGAUACUUGAUACCGCCAAUAGCAAACCAACUGAUCAGUGGGUUCUUGCAAAACUCCAAUCCCCUUUCCUCUCUGCGUAUGCUUCCUGCAUCAAGCUUAGCGCUGGAAACGAUUACGUUUGCUUGGCCCAUACGACCGGGGGUUUGUCAUGUACCCACCCAUUGAGACGCUUUGAAAUUCAGAAUACAACUCGUUUGUUUAUUUAUUCCUGCUCUUAUCCGUGGUUUGAUUUCUUCAACCAAUUGUGUAAGGCCGAGGAUGAAAUGGUCCGAUGGCCCAUAAUCAACUCGAUUCAACUUUUAUUCUUAUUAUUUUAUUGCAUGGUUGUUGAAAGAACAAAAAGACCGGCUGCGGACCAAUUUGUUGACUUUCAAUAAUGGUGGUUGUUCAAGAGUUCAAGGCCCUUACGAUUAAGAUUGGCAGUCACUCUUCGACAAUGGCGAACACGGGUUUAUCACGGCGCAACUCUUGUCCAAAGGUUCACAGCUCAUUGUGCAGUGAGUUGACAAUGAUGCUAGAUAAAAUCUCCUCUAUUCUUCCAUCAAUUGAGGCAGCUCGACCAGGAUGUAAAGCAGGAAUACAGGAAUUGUGCAACCUAUACCAUAUAGUUGAGAAAGGAAGACUCAUAAGUCAGCACUGCGUCGAAUGUAGCAAACUCUACUUGGCUAUUACUGGAGAGGCAAUUUUAUUACGAUGUGAAAGGGUCAGAGACUCACUUAAACGGAGUCUGUUCCUGAUUCAGAAUAUGGUCCCAACAGUGCUAGCUAAUCAGAUUGCUGAGGUCCAUAAUGACCUUCGAGAUGUAAAAUUUGUUGUUGAUCCAUUGGAGCAAGAGGCUGGCAAAUCAAUUUUAGAGAUGCUUCGGCAGUCUGAUGCAACUGAAGAACUUGAACUUCAGACAUUCGUGCAGGCAGCUUCAAAGUUAAACCUGACAUCUCCUAAAGCUGUCUUGAUUGAACGAAGAGCAAUCAAUAAACUGCUCGAUAAGAUUACUGGUACUGAUCCAAAAAAGGAGCAGGUUCUUAAGUUCUUCCUAUAUCUUGUUAAAAAGUAUGGAAAGAACAUCAAACCAGACACUGGUGAGCGGAAUGAAAAUUUACAAUCUGAAAGUCGGUCUUUGAGUUCAAGCUUAAGUCUUGCAAGCAAUGCCAGUACUCCUGAAAAGUGCCACAAGCCAACAUACUUCCAGGGAUACGAGUAUCAGAGUAGUAUGUCUGGAGAAACCACACCACCUACAGAGUUCUGUUGCCCAAUAUCAACAAAGCUAAUGUGUGAUCCUGUGAUAAUAACAUCUGGACAGACUUACGAAAGAGAAUAUAUUGAGAAAUGGUUCAGUGAGGGACACGACACUUGUCCCAAGACACAAAUGAAGGUAGAAAACUUUGCGAUGAUUCCAAAUACUUGCAUGAGGGAUCUCAUAUGCAAUUGGUGCAGAGAGCAUGGUUUCACAAUCUCAGAUUUUCUUCCAAGCAAAGAUUCCUACAGUUACUUACCAGAGCAAUUGAAUGGUCACUCUAUGUCAAGUUUGCACAAUGUUUCAGUACCUCUAAUUGCUGGGAAUGCCAGGAAUUUUGUGAUUGAUCACAGCAGUUCAUCUGUCGCGUUCUCUGAUGCCAGUUAUGUCUCAGAUUCCUCCCACGUGAAGGAUAUGGAGGAGCCGAAGGAUAGUUUUUCUCAGUUCUCUUGGAGUGCAGACUAUCAGAAGUAUCUGUCAUUCCACAACUUCAACCAGGCUAUGUUCCUGACAUUCUUCUGCGAGCUGUCCAAGCUCCCAUUAGAAAUACAAGGAAGCUCCAUUAAAGAUCUGAAGAGUAUUCUUCACAAUGACGAUGAUGUUUCCUGGGCUAUGAUAUCCCAUGGAUUUGUAGAAGCAUUCCUUGAAUUCUUGAGAAAUGAUAGCAGCAGCUACAGUAUGAAAGCUCAGCAAGCUGGAUUACAUUUUUUUCUUAAUUUCCUUUCGAACAGCAGGGCUAAGAUUCCAUCCAUGGAUGAAGAAGCAUUCCAUCUUAUCACGUCCUUCCUCAGUUCAGAGCUAAAAACUGAAGCUUUGUUGGUACUCCAUGAACUGAUUCGACACCUGAGUCAUCGGCAAUCCCGUCAGAUGGCCUCUAUUGUCACUCCUCCAGUUUUGGCAAUAUUGGCGUCUGAAGAUAUUGAGGGCCUUGAGCUUCCCUUGAAGAUUAUCUGUGACCUUUCAUCCGGUGCUGAUGUGAAGUCACAGCUGAUUUCACUGGGAAUAAUCUCGAAGCUGGUUCCCAUUUUGGCAGAAGGAAGCUUCGUGGAGUGCUGUUUGGAGAUUUUGCGGAACUUAUGCGAAGUGGAAGAAGCUAUGGCGCUUAUUACCAGAACAGACCGAUGCCUUGGUUCCAUUGCAGAGUAUCUAGACACAGGAAGCCCUAAAGAGCGAGAACUUGCAGUGAUAAUCCUUCUGGCAAUAUGUUCCCGUAGCGUGGAGGAUUGCUCCCACGUGAUGAAGGAGGGCGUAAUCCCCGCCCUCGUGGACCUGUCGGUGAACGGGAUUGAUGAAGCGAAGAGUUGCUCGUUCAAGCUACUGAAUCUUCUUAGGGACAUGAGGCAAAGCGAGAUCAACAACUCGUGUUCACAGGAAGUGGCGGCCGCCGAGGUGAUAGUAGAGGAUCCUCCCACGGAGAGCCCGAUUCACAGGCGGCCAGCAUCGAAGUCAUCUGGGUUUUUCCAAAGGAAGCUGAACAUUUUCUCGAAACCUCGGUCCCUGACGCUGUUUUGAGGACAGAGUUUGUAGGCCUUGUACAUGUUAGUACAACACUAACCGUUCUUUUUUUGCUUGGCAUAUAUAGAUGGUAAAAGUAGCAGUUGUAUUGCCCGGAUGAAAUGCUUGGUGAGAUGAUCUUUUUCAUCCUCGAGUCUUUCGGUAUAUAUUGGUUAGCAGAUUUACCAGUCUUGCAGAUUGUAGAUGUGUGUGUAUAAGAAGUAAAGAAAGACAGCUGGUAUAGUUCCAUCCAUGCCUGCCUUCAGUGGCAAAAAGUUUGCCUUUUUGUACCCUACUGUUCCACAGUAGCUGGAAAGCCCCAAAUGAAUGAAGAUUUUACUCAUCUUA